Molecule: messenger RNA, 3455 nt
Organism: Brassica rapa (field mustard)
Lineage: Eukaryota; Viridiplantae; Streptophyta; Magnoliopsida; Brassicales; Brassicaceae
Product: probable LRR receptor-like serine/threonine-protein kinase At3g47570
Biological process (GO): protein phosphorylation
Molecular function (GO): protein binding; protein kinase activity; ATP binding
Source: RefSeq, a predicted model, not a curated record
AAUAAUAGAGAUGAAACGACAAGAAGGUUGACUACAAGUCUUGCGGGAGUUUGUAAGUCUUGAAGACUUGAACUUUUAUGUAUGUGGUUGUGAGCCAACGUAUUUCCAUUAUUUCAUUUAAGUUUCAUUUCCUCAACAAGAAUAAUAAAUUUUGCAUUUAAGUCGUCUCAUAUAUUCACUUCCCUGGAAAUUUGAGAAGCACGAAAAGCUUUAAGCCAAAAAAAAAAAAGAGAAGCAUGAGAUUGUUUCUUUUAUUUUCUUGCAGUGCUAUCAUGUUACUUGAAGCAUAUCGUUUUACCGAUGAAACUGAUAUGAAAGCAUUGCUGGACGUCAAAUCUCAAGUUUUUGAAAACAAGCAAGUUGCCUUGUCCUCAUGGAAUAACUCAAUCCCUCUCUGCAAGUGGAAAGGAGUUACAUGCGGCCUCAAGCACAAGAGAGUUACUCGUUUGGACCUCGCAGGGUUUCAAUUGGGAGGGAUGAUAUCACCAUCUAUUGGUAAUCUUUCGUUUCUCAUAUUACUCGAUCUCUCUAAUAACUCUUUUGCUGGAACCAUCCCUAGCGAAGUAGGAAACUUGUUUAGACUUCAUUACUUGGAUGUGGGCCUUAAUGUUCUGGGAGGAAGGAUUCCAAUCAGCUUAGUUAACUGCUCUAGAUUGUUGAACCUUUAUUUAUAUUCAAAUAAUCUUGAAGGAAGUGUUCCUUCUGAGCUAGGGUCAUUGACGAAGCUUGUCAAUCUGAGUCUUGCUAUAAACAACUUGAAAGGGAAGCUUCCUGCAUCUCUUGGAAACUUGACAUCACUAAUAAGACUUAGCUUGAGGUCUAACAGGAUAGAAGGAGAAAUUCCUGGCGAAAUAGCUAGAUUGAAUCAAAUGAUCCUUCUUAAUUUAGAAACGAACAAGUUCUCUGCUGGUUUUCCUCUCGCAAUAUACAAUUUAUCCUCACUUAAGUUCUUAUACCUAAACUAUAAUCAUUUCUCGGGUUGCUUGAGAAGUGACUUUGGCAAACUGCUACCAAAUCUACAAAACUUAAAUAUGGAUGGUAAUUAUUUCAGAGGAGUCAUUCCAGCAACUCUUGCCAAUAUCUCGAAUCUUCAAAAGUUCGCAAUCACUAAUAACAACCUAACUGGAAGUAUUCCUUCGGGCCUUGGGAAAUUACGCAAUUUGCGAUUUUUGUCACUUGUUAAUAAUUUUUUGGGAGGUCACUCUUUUGGAGAUCUUGAAUUCCUCGGUGCUUUAACUAACUGCACCCAACUCCAAGUUUUAUCUGUUAUUGGAAAUAGGCUUGGCGGUCAGUUGCCUGCAUCCAUUACGAAUCUGUCCAUAAAUCUCCUAGUUUUAGGCCUUGAAAAUAAUUUCAUUGCAGGAAGUAUUCCUCGCGACAUUGGCAAUCUCGUAAGCCUACAAACACUCCUGUUAAAAGAAAACCAAUUAACAGGUUUGCUUCCGGCCUCUAUUGGCAAGCUUUUACAAUUAGAGGAUUGUGAUCUAGGUUCAAAUAGUAUAUCUGGAGAGAUACCAUUUUCUAUAGGAAACCUUACUCGAUUAGACCUUCUAAGCUUGCUCAACAACAGCUUUGAAGGAACCAUUCCUCAGAGUCUUGGAAACUGUAGUUCUCUGCGGUACUUAUGGGUUGGGCCUAAUAAGUUGUUUGGGACUAUACCUCAGGAGAUUAUGCAAAUUAAGUCCCUUAUUUAUCUAGAUAUGUCAGAUAAUUCUUUGACCGGCUCUCUUCCAAAAGAUGUUGGAAGACUUGAAAAUCUUGUUGACCUGUGGAUUGGGAAUAAUAAAUUAUCCGGACAACUUCCACACUCUUUGGGAAGUUGUCUCUCCAUGGAAACACUUUUGCUGCAUGGAAAUUAUUUCUACGGAGCCAUUCCCGAUAUAAGAGGGUUGAAGGGUCUUAAAAACGUUGACUUAUCCAACAAUAAUCUCUCUGGAAGUAUACCUGGAUAUUUUGCAAACUUUUCUUCGUUGGAGUAUCUCAAUCUAUCCAUAAACAAUUUCGAGGGAAGUGUGCCAACAGAAGGAAAAUUUCAGAGUGCUAAUAUAGUUUCAGUAUUUGGAAACAAAAAUUUAUGUGGAGGCAUCAAGGAAUUAAAUCUAAAGCCAUGCUUUACUGAAGCACCAUCCAUGGUAUCAAAACGGUCCUUAUUUGUAAAGAAAGUUGUGAUCGGGGUCAGCGUAGGCGUAUCUUUUCUUUUGCUGCUGGUCGUAGCUUCAGUUUCUCUAUGUUGGUUCAGGAAAAGAAAGAAUAAUCAGCAGACCAAUAGCCCAGCUCCUUCCACAUUAGAGGCCUUCCAUCAGAAGAUGAGUUACAGAGAGAUCCACAAUGCAACUGAUGGCUUCUCUUCAAGGAAUAUGAUUGGCUCAGGAAGUUUUGGUACCGUGUUUAAAGCCUUUCUCUCUGCUGAGAACAAGUUUGUUGCUGUGAAAGUUCUAAACAUGCAGAGGCAUGGAGCAAUGAAGAGUUUUAUGGCAGAAUGUGAAUCCCUCAAGGACAUAAGGCAUCGUAAUCUUGUGAAACUAUUGACGGCUUGUUCUAGUAUUGAUUUUCAAGGAAAUGAGUUUAGAGCUCUCAUCUAUGAUUUCAUGCCUAAUGGAAGCCUUGAUAUGUGGCUGCACCCACAUGAAAUGGAAGAGAUUCAUAGACCCUCAAGAACGUUGACACUUCUUGAAAGGUUCAACAUUGCGAUUGACGUUGCUUCUGUUUUGGAUUAUAUUCAUGUUCAUUGUUAUGAACCUAUUGCUCAUUGUGAUAUUAAGCCAAGCAACGUCCUCCUAGAUAAUGAUUUGACUGCCCAUGUAAGUGACUUUGGUAUGGCUCGUCUUCUCCUCAAGUUUGAUCGGGAGUCCUUUUUCAACCAACUAAGCUCCACUGGUAUUAGAGGAACCAUCGGUUAUGUCGCACCAGAAUAUGGAGUGGGAGGAGAACCAUCAAUACAUGGUGAUGAGUAUAGCUUUGGAAUUCUGCUUUUGGAAAUGAUCAGCGGAAAACGACCAACUGAUGAGUUAUUUGGGGGAAAUUUUACUCUCCACAGCUACAUAAAAUCUGCCUUGCCAGAGCGAGUGUUGGACGUUGCAGACAAAUCAAUUUUUCACAAUGGUCUAAGAGUUGGUUUUCCUAUUGCUGAGUGCUUAACAAUGGUUUUGGAGGUGGGACUUAGGUGUUGUGAAGAAUCUCCGGCAAACCGACUAGAAACAAGUGAAGCUAGAAAGAAGUUAAUCUCAAUCCGAGAAAGGUUCUUUAAAGCCAGAAGAACAGCUAGACGUUGAAGUGUUUAUGAUUUCCUCCCCGGAUUUUAAAACCUACUUAAAAACUUAUUUCUAAUGCCUCUAAAAUAUCAUUUCAUAAUGUGUGGUUUUUCUCCUUUGUGUACUCACAUGGUUGCAGAAUAUUGUUAACGACUGCUUAUUAUUUGCAGAUAAAAGAUGAAUGUUGUGUUACUAGCUUUACAA